Paramecium tetraurelia is the source of this 309-nucleotide messenger RNA. RefSeq lists its product as uncharacterized. The record is from RefSeq and is a predicted model, not a curated record. The transcript has a single exon. NCBI's taxonomy places the organism in Eukaryota, Ciliophora, Oligohymenophorea, Peniculida, Parameciidae.
AUGUAUAAUUCUAACUGCAUUUCCACUGCUGACGGAACUUGUUAGGAAAGAUUAAAGACAUGUGAUUUAUAUUUCACUCAGAAUUGUUGUUCUACUUCAGCUACUAAAACAAUACUAGAUAAAAGAGUAAAUGGAACAAUAUAUAUACCAAUUACAAUUGUUGCUAUAAAAAAUUCGGAUAUUGGACUGGAACUGGAAUUACAGAUUCAAUUUGUUAAAAUACAAAGAAGGCUGUAUUCAACUAAAAGGUGGUAUUGUAAGUAAAAUGAUAUUUUGGUUCGUCCUCUUUUUCAAAAAUUACUUUUAUGA